AAUAAUUGGUUUAAUUGCAUAUGUUUAGGUUAUACCAUGAAUUUUGAGGAAGUUUGAUAAACACGAAUUGAUAAAGAAAUCUUUGUCUUCUACAAAAAAUUGUGUGAAUACUUGCUACAAAUUCCGAAUUCCGAAAAAUCUUCAAGUAUAACACAGCUGUCUCUCGCGAUGGCCGCUUGACAGGACGGCCAGAGGUCACUGAACUCGUUUCCCAUAAACACAGCCCUCUAGAGAAACUGCUUCAGAAUGUUCCAGAAACCGACAUUUGGGAGUACCAGCACAUCGACGUUCGGGUCGUUCAACGCCGGCACAAGCGCGUCUUCCCCCUUCGGCGGGUUCAAGCCGACAACUGGCACAAGUGCUUUCGGCGCCCCGCCAGCAUUCGGCGCUGCAGCUUCUACGCAGCCUGCUACUGGAGGGGGUUUAUUUGGAGCAUCCAACAAUACUGGCGGUCUGUUCGGUAACACAGCAGCUUCCACAUCCACUCCGGCAUUCGGUAGCACAACAGGCGGUUUCGGGUUCGGCUCCAGCGCGCCCUCUACUGGGUUCGGCACCAAUGUCAGUACGGGACUGUUCGGGAAUGCGCAGAACACUUCGGCCUUUGGGGCCAAACCCGCAGGUUUCGGCUUCGGCAGCACCCCCACUGCUGGGACCACGACCGGUGGGCUAUUCGGGGCCACUCCCACCGCUGGGACUGGGCUAUUUGGGCAACAGAAUACCUCGAUGACCGGGGGAGGACUGUUUUCCAAUACUACUGGCGGCGGAGCUUUCGGCCAAUCAACAGCCACUGGUACAGGUCACGUGAAAUACAGCCCAGUGGUGGGCACCGACGUGGUAGUGAAGGGGGGCAACUCGCAGAACAUCAAUAUAAAACAUCAUUGCAUCACUUGUAUGAAGGAAUAUGAAAAUAAAUCGCUGGAAGAGCUUCGUUUGGAAGACUACACGGCUGGAAGAAAAGGUGCCCAAGGUGGCGGUAUGUUUGGGUCAGGGUUCGGUGCUCAGCAGACGGAAACCAAACCCUUGUUCGGGGGAAGCACUUUCGGCCAACCGGCGACCACUACUGUGGCCAGCAUGUUCGGUGGUAGUAGCCUUGGAACAACACCAGGUUUUGGACAAACCAGUACGUUCUCAUUUGGCGGAAAUACACAGAACACUGCCAACACUAGUUUGUUUGGCGCGAACAAGCCAGCGUUUGGCACGACAGCUACUACUGGCACAGGUCUUUUCGGCACAACCACAACACAGGCGCCGUCCUUCGGUGCAAACACUUCCACAUUCGGCUUCGGCGCACCGGCACAGAAUCAGAGUGGCGGCCUAUUCGGUGCCAAGCCCGCCACAACUGGUUUCGGCACCGCACCGGCCUCAACAAGUUUCGGCAGCUUCACUGGUGGCGGUUUGUUCCAGAACAAGCCUCAACAGGCCGCCCCUGCCUUUGGGACUGCGCAACCUGCGUUCGGUAAUCUGUCGGGCGGUUUCGGCACGGCGACGUCGACAUCGGGCGGGCUUUUCGGUGCCAAUUCUACUUUCGGGAAACCUGUCGCUCAAGCACCAGCUUUCGGUUUCUCACAGCCUUCUCUAGGCACAGGUCUAGGCACUGGGUUGGGCAAUAACCAGAACAAAAUGAUGGGCGGUUUCAACAAUAUGAGUGGUGGAGGAUUAUUCCAGCAGCCGCAACAGAACAGUGUGUUUAGAACUGAUAGUGGACUAGGAGGCACCGGAAUGUUCGGAGGCAACACAUCACUUGGUGCUCCAUCCCUCGGCCUCGGGCUGAAUGCAAACAAUACGUCAUUAAACAACUCAGGUUUAAGCGGUGCCUCAGCGGCGGGCAACGUACAUGAACAAAUGUUGACAUUGGCUGCAAGGCCUUACGGAGACUCACCGCUGUUCAAGGACUUGGUGCCUGGAGAUCCGGGCACUACAGCGGAUGAAGUAUUAAAACCUACAAAUCCAGCUGCGGUGAAAGCGAUUUUGGAUAGCGGUCGAUUGCCGCCCACAAGACCACCGCUAAGAUUGCAGCCGCGGCCUUUACCAAACGAUAAGAAAUCACUAUUCGACGGUCUCGAGGAAUCGGACACGAGUUUAGAAGACAAAUUGAGUUUGAAGCCGAGCCGCAAACGUUUGGUGUUAAGACCGAACCCCAGGGGAGAUUCGCAGCAAGACAACGAGCAAACACAACAGACGGACAGGAUUGUGGAAGAUCAACGUAACGACAGUAUCCCAAAUCAAGGCACAGAAUCCGAGCCCCCGGCAGAUGUACCAGAUUCUAGCGGUGCAGGAAAACGUUCUGGGAGCUUCGCGGAGAAUAAUAACGACAUCAGUGCUGAUAAAAAUAAUAGUUGGCUCAGCUCGUCAAAGUUGCCAUGGAACGACAAAGAAAAGCCAUUGGACAACGAGCCCACACCACGCUUGUAUCCGAGAUUAGAUAAAGAAAUACAGUCCCAAACAUCGGAGAGGCGAGCCAGUUGGUUGACAACGAAACCGCUAAGAAAACCUCUGAUCACGAAUCCGGACAGCGCUGAGAACUCGGUACGAGAGCUCGGGGUUCGAUCCCCAGACAGGAUGGCAGACAAAGAGAACAUAGAUUCGCUAUCAGUUUCUGAAGAGGAGAACGUUUCCCGUAGAGACAUGCCGCCUCACCCGGCCGGGGUGAAACUGACCAGACCCGGCUACUUCACAUUACCCAGCCUUCAGGAGAUGAUAGGUUAUAUGCGUCCGGACGGAUCGUGCGUCGUCCCUCACCUUACUAUCGGCCGCCACAACUACGGUAACGUGUUCUUUGACACGGAAAUCGACGUGGCUGGACUCGAUCUCGAUGCUUUGGUUCACUUCCUAAACAAGGAGGUCAUCAUCUACCCCGACGACGUGGACAAACCACCCGUAGGGUCAGAGUUGAACCGACGGGCCAUAGUGACCUUGGACCGAGUAUGGCCUCGGGACAAGACGCAGCGGCGACCCAUCACGGAUCCAGACAGGUUACUAAAGAUGGAGUACGAGGCUCGUUUGCGACGCGUGUGCGACAAACACGACACUAAAUUCAUCGAGUAUCGACCGCAGACUGGCAGCUGGGUGUUCAGGGUAGAACACUUCAGUAAAUACGGUCUGACGGAUUCCGAUGAAGAAGACGAUGCACCGACACCGGAUGUGAUGAAGAGACAGCUCGUCAACCAGGCGUUGCAGAAAGCCGCGCCCGUCGCUCCCCCAAAGCCUCCACCAUCAGCCCCCACACCCGGCUUGGGAGGCCUAGGGCUCCCCUCGACAUUGGCAGAAGACAGCCUCUUCGCUAUGCAUCAGACUUCGUUGAACCUGCUCAACGGAUCUUCUAAAGCUUUCGAUAUGGAUACUACGGAGGACAAUGCGGAGGCACAGAGCUUGUACCAGGACAACAGAGCUUACGGCGUUAAGAGUCCAACGACAGAACUAGCGCGAUUGGAGAAUCGACAGAGUCACCACGUACAACUGAUGAAAGCCUCUCUAUACGCAGACACAGAAAUGGAAGACGACGCAUCCGUAUCGACGGGCGAUCAAUUAGUUCCGAUAUCGGCUCCGCUUUUAAGUAGUGUCACUCGAGCGCCAUCUAUCGCGACUAUAGAACCGGAGAAUAUGGACGAAUCAAUCCCGGCAAUAACUGAAGAGUGCGAACAGCCGAUGCGACCACUGAUAGUACAACCUCACACCAUAGUUCUAAAAUACCAUAGAAAAGUGCCACCGUUCAAAGAAACCAUAGCAGGUCGUUUGGACGCGUCGUAUUUGGCCGAUAUGUCUAUAUGCCGCGCUCGACAUUUUCGCGUCGGUUUCGGGCCCGGAGGUGUAAUGGCUUUCCUGACUAGCCGGGAUACAUUAGUUCAUCUGCCGAAUAACGCUCAACUGUGUGAUUUGAAUAAAUAUGUGCGCGGUCGGGGUCCAGAUGAUUGGAGCGAUUAUGUCGUCUCAAGAAUGGCCAUCGGACAAGGGGACAGUGGGAACUAUCUACAGGAAGCUUUGUCCCGCCACUUGGAAACAUUAUUAGACUUUUCCGACCUAACCGUUGAAUCUGAAGACACUUGUCCGUACUUAACAGUCCGCGAUAAACCCGCGGACAGGAGGAAACUACUCAACGGACAUUUGAGAGACGCUUCUGCACUGCAAUCUACUCGUGAUCUGUGGGGCGUAAGCAGUGCAUAUUGCUUGCAAGUGUGGAAACUGUGCGACGCGCUUUGGGGAGAUGAUUUAGACAACGGUGGACUACCAGGAACGGACGCCGCAUCCAUAGUAGGAAGGCAUAGAAAAUUCCUUUACUGGAUGAGUGAAGUAGUUUCAGAUAUUACGGAUAAAGAAUUAGCCACGCCUGCCAAGGGAGAAGCUGAGGACGAAGACGAUGGCCACAGUAGUAGAAUCUGGACUCUGCUGCUUGGCGGAAGAUUGCCAGCUGCCUGUCGACUGGCACGCCAACACAACGACCUCAACAUGGCAGCGUUACUGGCACAAGCAUCGGGCGACCCCACAUUCCGCAGUCUAGUGUCCCGCCAGUUGUCCCAGUGGCGUGAAUGCGGAGCUGAUUCCUUAAUAUCGUCUCAUCGACUGGAAUCCUUAAGAUUGGUGGCCGGAGAGGCGAAACCUUUGGGCAAAUUGACGGAAGUGGAUUGGUUGAGAGCACUGCACGCUACGGCCAGAUACUUGUGUCCACAAAUCCCCUCAAUAGAACGAGUGGUGAGCACGUACGAGGGUUUCUUCGGCGCGUCCUCUGAUGAUGAAGAGAUGGUGGAUAUACUGAAGGUGGAUGAGAUGGGAAUGCAGCCGCCGUUACCGCCUUAUAUGGAGCAGUAUCAGUUGGAUGAGAACGGUAAACAACACCGCGUUUUUGAUCUCCGCUACGAAUUGAUAAGGGCUCGAGCGAACAAUACUAGACCUAAACUACAACCAGCUUCAUAUACCCCGGAUCCUCUGGAUUACAGUUUAUGUUUCCUGCUUGGUACAUGGUUUGGCAACCCGACAGUGGAGAGCAUUACUGGAGUUGCAUCGCAACUGGAAGCUUGUGGUCUCUGGCAUUUGGCAAUACAGGCCUUGUAUUACCACCCUGACGCGAAUCAACGCGGUCACCUAGUCCGCGGCGUGUUAUCCCGUCACGCGCCCAGUGCCGCAGACAACAGUGAGUUGUCAACUCGUAUGCAACUCAUAAGCAACUUGAAAGUGCCCCAGAAAUGGGUUAGAUUGGCGCAAGCGCACAGAGCUAAGUAUGAGAACUUACCAAACAUCGAAGCUGACCACUUAGCGGCCGCGGGGCAAUGGAACGCCGCCCAUAACAUACUGAUUGAACAACUGCUGCCUACUGUAGUAUUAUCUGACGACCUGAAAAGCGUAGCAUCUCUACUGGAACUAUUGAAUGAAGCGGCGUCGCGGGACGAAGUUAGCGAGUGGGAGAGUGGCGGUCUCGCCUUGUACCACUAUAUGCACGUCUGCGAAGAGGUUCGAGGCCUAGUUUGUCGGGCGGAGGGCGAAGGCCGAAGUGGCGUAGGAGCUAGGGUUGGGGCGCUCCGCCCCCGUUUAGUCGCCGCCUGUAGGGCUCUCGCUGCUCUACACCCUAGUACAAGUCGUCAAGCCGCGGCCCGAACAGAGAUGGGUGGCCGUUUAGUCCAAUUAUUAGUGGCCGGGGGAGCUUCUCCAUCCACUUUGGCUGCUACACUAUCUGCACUACGACUGCCUCCGGGAUCCGCCUGCCCUGCGUUUAGACAGAUCACAACAGAAUUGGCGGAACAAGCGUCCGAUUCUUGCAUAGAAUCAGUGUCCAGUUCACCGCGCUCCUCGCACCAUAGAACCGCGAUACACAUUUAGAAAGAGACAGCAACACUUAGCUUAAGAUAUUUAACGAUUAUAUUAGUUAAGUAAUUAUACUAUUUCAUCUGCAGUGCGACCAAGAUGUUUUGGAACCCAGAUGUAUUGUAUUGUAUGUAUAUACAGGGUGUAAAAAAACCUUUAACGGAGUCGAAGGCCACGUACUUUCCCCAUCAUGACGAUAAUUUUUCUUCUGGACCAUACCUGGGAAAUUUAUGGUUUUGGAGAUAUUGAAGGUCAAAGUUACAAUUUUUUUUCAAGAUUUAUACAUUAAUAUUUUCAGAACUUAAUUUAGAAACUUUUUUAUCGACGCACUUACACACACGCACACACUUACACACAGGCACAUUCUUUUGCUGGAAAAAAAUGUAUUUUUUUAACUUAAAAAUACAAAUGAUUCCCACGCCUAAUAUUUUGUAAUAUUACUUGUUUGGGUGUACAGAAUGCGUAGUUUUAGUCUCUGUCAUAGGUUUUUUUACACCCUGUAUUUGUAUAAGAGUAGUUUAUGUAUGUGUGUCAAAUUUAGUAUUUAAGUAUUAAUUAUAUUUUUAUCGUCGUUAUUGUCUAAAUGUCUAGUAUAAAGCAUUUUGCCCUUUCGCCAUACCAUAAGUCUCCAACACUCUUCAGGUUGACUAGGAGAGAAUUCCUAUGGCAUUAUCUAUUGAUGCUUUUCAGAACAAUUAUCUCAGUGGGGUUAUAAUGAAGCAGCAGUGGAUCACUAAAUAGCUCACUUCUAGUGAUUCUCACUUCCAUCUGUCAAACGAAGUUACGCGCCUUCAGAUCUUUUUUUAUUAUUUAUUUAUAUAAAAGGCUUACCAACAAUUGUAACACUUAAGCAAUUACAAUUAUAGACACGGAGAUACUUAUAUCAAUGUUACAAUUAAUUAAAGGUAAACACCACCACCACGUUCGGCUGCGAUCGUUGAAGUUAAGCAACUUUCGUAGUGGUCGGUCAUUGGAUGGGUGACCAAAAAUUUACUAUCUCGAGUUCCUCCGUGCUUCGGAAGGCACGUUAAGCCGUUGGUCCCGGCUGCAUCUGCAGUCGUUAGCACCCACCAAUCCGCACUGUCUCCCUAUUCCAUCCAUAGGGAAGGCCUGUGCCCCAGCA
Molecule: messenger RNA, 6916 nt
Organism: Chilo suppressalis (striped riceborer)
Lineage: Eukaryota; Metazoa; Arthropoda; Insecta; Lepidoptera; Crambidae
Source: the annotation of a GenBank genome assembly